CAGCUCCGUGAGUUGCCCAUAGCAACGAACGACACCACCAGCAGAGACUCAUGCUGCAGUCGAGGCUUCAUCGUUCAGGGAGCUGUAUUUUACUUGGCGUUACCAACGCUAAAUAGAUGGAUGUGCCGGUUCUCUGGUGCUGUUUAGAACUGGAAUUUGGUACUGACAGGACAGGUUUGCUGAUUAUACAUCCGUACGUUAGCUAAUUCGGUAUUUAGAAACCCUUCGUCAUUAGCCAGCCAGCUAACGGCUACAUAAUAACUUACUAGCUAGCUAGAGUCAGUUUAAUUCAGUGCGCAUUCUUUCAAACACGUUUUGUUUUAAGCUCACUUAGCUGACAUAUUCAUACUAUUUUCUCAUACGUUAACGUUAACUAACUAACUAACGCUAGCUAAAGUUAAGCCAUAGUAGUUAAGUGGCUUAACGUAACUUGUGGCUGUAACGUUGUUUGGCGCCGCUCAAAACGGUACGUAGGUUAGCUUAGCGUAGUUGGUAACGCUUCUUAUUCUUUCAAGUUCAAUGUCGGCGAUAAGCAGCCUUGUGCCAACUCGUUUCCUCACUCUCAUAGCGCACCUUGUCAUAGUUAUCAUCAUAUUCUGGUCACGGGAGAACAAUGUUAAAGCUUGUUUGCCGCUAGACUACACUAAUGAAGAAUACACUCUGGAAGACACACGGCUGGUGGUAGCAUUAUCUGUGUCUCUGGGACUGUUUGCUGUAGAACUUGUUGGGCUCUUCUCUGGAGCCUCCAUGUUCAACAACAAUCAAGGCCUUUUAUGUAUCUUUGCUAGGGGUGCAUCAAUAUGGGAAUUCUGGUCCAAAACACCUUUACAUUUCACUACAGCAUGUCAUGCAAGUGGCUCUGUUGCUCUGCUCUUUUUGCUGUUCGAGCAGUGGACCUGCAGUAUCUACUGGUGGAUCUUUGGCUUCUGUAGUGUGGUUCCAGCAAUCUAUGAGAUGAUCCUGCUUUUUGCUGUCUUUGGGCUGAAGAAGAAGCCACUGUGAAUGAUACAGUAUUUGCAUGACUAAUAGAAUUCUCCUUCAUGGUAUAACAGAGAAGAUUGGGUUGCCAAGCAACAGGAAUAUCAGUGGUCUAUCUACAAUCAGAGCAUAAAAGGAAAUACUAUUAAUAUUAUUACAAUUAUUUUAUAUUAUCAUCAUUUGUUCUUAUCAAAAGUACCAGAGAAAUGGGGCUUUAAUCUACUCAUGUAUGUAAACAAAUGGAACUUAAGUAGGAAGAAUUUUAUACUGACCUUUAUCAAUAUAUCUUUUAUGUUUUGUGCUGUUUUUUUUAUAGUUUGCAAAUAAAAUAUUUUUUAAAUGAAAGGUUGUAAUUGAAUGCAGUAUUGCAUGCUGAGAGUGAGGACUGAAUGCAGCCUUGCUGAAUAUCACCAGAGAAACCCAAAGCAUGUUAAUCAGCUGCAUUGCUUGAUUUCCAGCAGUGAAGCCUAAAGAAGAUGGAAAGGACAUUUUUUGUAAGGGUCUUUGUUUUUUAAAGCACUGGUAGAGUUUUCAGGAUGUUUUCAGUGUGGACUGCAUCUUCCCAGAAAAAGAGACAUUCAGCUUUCAUGUGUUUUGUUAUGAGCCAAAUAGAUCUUGUUUGUACUGUUGUGCUGGCCUAAGGAUUUGAGAUGCUCUGGUCCCAGCCUGACAGAAGCUUUAGAGUCCCCGCCCCCACCCCCUGAAAAAACUGAGGUGUAAUAGAAUUUGGACACUUAGAUAUUUUGUAAUAAUUAAGAUGGUCUGACAUACAUUCAUCGUGGUGUCUUUGUGUUUUCUUUUUAUGCCAUAUGAAGAAUGGAUCAAUAGAAAUGGUCCAAAAUGACUUUGGAUAAAAUGUUUUUAAAUUAAUCGACUUUGAAUAAUAUAAAACAUAUUAGAAAUAAUGUUGGAAAUCUAACCGUUAAUUGAAGUAACUCUAGUAAAAGAAAAAUUCUUGUGUAUGAUCCACAAUGAGGAGAGCAUUUCUGGAAGGAGCAUGGUUGGAGAAUUGUAAAAGAUGCAUUGUGGGGUCACCAACACUGAAAAAAGUGUGGUAACUUAACCCUGUGUGGUGUUCGGGUCUGCAGGACUCAUUUUCAAUGUUUAUCACAAUAAAAAGUGAUUUAUUAUUAUUCCAA
Pygocentrus nattereri (red-bellied piranha) is the source of this 2117-nucleotide messenger RNA. RefSeq names its product transmembrane protein 107 like (gene tmem107l). Lineage: Eukaryota; Metazoa; Chordata; Actinopteri; Characiformes; Serrasalmidae. The coding region runs from base 520 to 1002 and encodes 160 amino acids. The record is from RefSeq and is a predicted model, not a curated record. Gene Ontology annotation, biological process: non-motile cilium assembly; protein localization to ciliary transition zone. Gene Ontology annotation, cellular component: MKS complex. The transcript is spliced from 5 exons.